AUGUACUGCUCUGUGUGUCACAGCGACAUCAAGGAUUUGUCCAGGAUGCGACCCUGCAGGUGCACUGAGCAGAAAGAUGGUAAGAUAUCCAUACAGUGACCCAAACAAGCCUAGUAUGGUCACCUUUUUAGUACUAACCUCAGUUUCACAAGAAGCAAAGCUACGGAGACGACUCUUGAGAGGUGCAGAGAGGGUGCAGCCUCCAACUCCUCCUCUAGGUGGAGUCCUCAUCCCACAUGUUUCUCCGCUGUGCUGAAAAGCCAGGCUUGUCCUCGAGGCAGUUGAGCUGGGCUUAUAUUAUUACAAAGCACCAAGUGCCUCUCUGUCCUGUUCGCCUCAUUACACCACACACACAGGGCAGAGACUCAGAAUGGCUGUCUGUCACCAUCAUCCCUCUGUCUCAAAUGAGCCUGUCUGCCACCCAUGAGUGUUUCUGACCUGCAAGACUCUCUCAUCUGUGUGUUUCUCAUCUCUCUCUCUGUGUGUGUAUGUGCCUGCCAUCAGUCUCAUCUCACACCUCCACCUUGAGUCUAGGCUUCAGAUGGCCAUCACUGGGAGUUCUGCCCUUCAGGUGAGAAAUCACACCCUUCUAAACAGGAAUAGGUUCGUUUUGAACAUGCUGAGACAAGUACUUUAUUUACCACUCACUAUGAUAUAUCUACCACACACACACACACACACACACACACACACACACACACACACACACACACACACACACACACACACACACACACACACACACACACACACACACACACCCCUAGUGUGUGUAACAUCAGUGUGUCCUGGCAUUAGUAGUGGCUGCCUAGUGCAGGCAAGCAGUAAGGUCCUGGACAGCUGAGCACAGUAGAAUAGCAGGCUGUGAUUGACAGGCUGAUAAAUGGGCCAGCUCCCCAGAGAGAGGAGAUAGCGCUGUCAGGAGAUGAGUUAGUGAGCAGAUUACAGCCAAAAUAAAUCAAAGUACCCUGCUCUCUCUCGCUCGCUCGCUCCCCCCCCCCCUCUCUAUCUCCCUCUCUAUCCUGUCUCCCCACCCUUUCUGUCUCUCUGUGAUCUGUGAUUCCACUACCCUAGUGAAUACCUUUCCUCUUGUACUCUUGACAUCCAGAGUGGUUGGACAGUGUGUGUGUGUGCCUCCCCUGUCCUCUCUCCCUCAACUCUUUCUUCCCCACACUCUCUGAGGCUUGUGUGUGGGUGUUUUCUCUCUGCUGUAGUCCAGAGGGAGAGACUCUUCGAGAGAGGGAGUGUGUGAGGGAGCAACAGGAGCAGCUGGAAGAGGUGAGGCUGGACUUUACAGGCCUGUUCUCCUGCAGGACCUCUGUCUGGUAAGACUGGGACAUCGAGGCAAUUAGACAUACACUCACCUUCUCAAACACGAGCACUACCUUACUAGAACCUAGCCAGCUAGAACUUCCUUAGCCAGAUAGAAUAAAUGCAUGUAAUAAUAACAUAAUAAACAUAAUCAGUCGUGUCUGUGUGUGUCUGUGUGUGUGUGUCCUCUCCUCAGACCAGACAGAGUGCGAGUACCCUGGCGCUGCAGGACCACAUGGUGGUGGUAUGUGUGUUUGGGGAUGAGGGCUCCAGCCUGCUGGGUCUGGGGGACUUCAUGAUGCCUCUGAGGGCCAGCAGCCUGACGGCUCCAGAGCUGAGGACCGUGGUCUUCCUGGGAGACCCACAUUACUUCAGAAGGGAGUGGCCCAACAUACAAUACUUCCCCAACAUCUACUUCAUGCCGGUGAGUCUCUGGACAUGUUGGAAUACUCUAGAAUAGAUCUUAAAUCUAUCCAUUAUUCAACCGAAACGUGUAUUUUUGCUGACACAAAUGACCGGCAUAGGCUAGGAUACUCUAUUGCUAUAAUACCUACUAAUGAGGCUAACUACGUAGAGUUGGAAGAGGUGCCUAGGAGGUAUUGACCAACAUUACAGUCCUAUAGCCUUGCCUGUCUCCCGCUGUCCCCUCACCCAUUUCGUCCCCAGGGCUCUCCUUUAUGUGGGGCAGACCUGUGUGCGUUGAGGGUGGAGCGCUGUGCCAUGGUGGUGGUCCUCAGCUCUCUGUCCAACUCCAGCGACAUUGAGCCCUCAAUGCAGGACAAGGAGACCAUCCACUUCUGUGUCAACCUCUACCACAUCUGCUUCAUCCCAGAGCCAGGCCCAAGUUGCACACAAAGGUUCACUCAGAGUCACAGCCAUGGACAGGGGUUGGGUCUGGGGCUCGGUCAUGGGUUUGGUCAUAACCACAGUCUAAGCCACGGUCAAUGAGAGGGACCAGAGAGGUUCAGAGAGAGUAGGCAGGCCUGGGGGGCUUGGAGAAUAUUACUGUUCAUGUUUGUUGGCUGCUUUGAUAUUAGAUUAGUUGGCUUGGCUGGAUGCUGGACUGUCAGUGUGAGAGGAUUGCGUUGCAGGUGAGAGAAUGUGUAUGUGCUUGUGUGUGCGUGUGUGUGUUAUUGUCUGUGAAGGUUGUGUGUGUGUGUGUGUUUGUCUGUGUGUGAAGAGUGUGUGUGUGAUUGUCUGUGAAGUGUGUGUGUGUUUUCGUCUGUGAAGGGUGUGUGUAUGUGUCAUUAGGGCUGUGAUGGUCAUGGAAUUUUGGAGGACGUUUAUUGGCCAGCCAAAUGACCACGGUCACCGCAAUAACCAUUUGAAUAGCAAAAAAAUAAGUAUACAUACAGUACCAGUAAAAAGUUUUAGAACACCUACUCAUUCAAGGGUUUUUCUUUAUUUGUACUAUUUUCUACAUUGUAGAAUAAUAGUGAUGACAUCUAAACUAUGAAAUAACACAUAUGGAAUAAUGUAGUAACCAAAAAAGUGUUUAACAAAUCUAAAUAUAUUUUAUAUUUGAGAUUCUUCAACUAGCCACCCUUUGCCUUGAUGACAGAUUUUCUUUUUUUAAGACGCACAUACUCUCGUCUCCUGACUGCAUGUGCUGCCAUAUAAAUAGAAUGAAUAGAACGGGCUUGGAACCUCUAACCCUGGCAAUUUGACUGUUAAACCCAUGCGUACACUUGUAAUGGCUGCCUGGUAUUGUGAUGCAAUAAUUUCCAUGGUAAUAUGGAAUGUUCAUUCCACACUCCUGAGUGGCGCAGUGGUCUAAGGCACUGCAUCGCAGUGCUAACUGUGCCACUAGAGAUCCUGGUUCGAAUCCAGGCUCUGUCGCAGCCGGCCGCGACCGGGAGACUCAUGGGCGGCGCACAAUUGGCCCAGCGUCGUCCAGGGUAGGGGAGGGAAUGGCCGGCAGGGAUGUAGCUCAGUUGAUAGAGCAUGGUGUUUGCAACGCCAGGGUUGUGGGUUCGAUUCCCACGGGGGGCCAGUAUAAAAAAAAUAUGUGUUCACUAACUGUAAGUCGCUCUGGAUAAGUGCGUCUGCUAAAUGACUAAAAUGUAAAUGUAUGCAGUACUCAUCUGCCUAUGAACCAGAGAAAUACUGUUAGCACUGAGUUGGUGUGCCCUAGUAGGACGUCCACUUUGUGCAGCUCACCCUGCACUAAUAAAAAUAACCAGAGUAUGUCUACCUCUGCUAAGCUUCCCAGUAAUGCAAGAAAAAUAAUCAAGCAUCCCAGAAACAUUUUAAAAAUAGCCCAUGUUAACAUAUGUAGCUUAACAAACAAGGUUAAUGAAAUCAAUAAGUUGCUAGUAACAGAUGACAUUCCUAUUCUGACAAUCUCUGAAACUCACUUAGAUAAUACCUUUGAUGAUACAAUGGUAGCAAUAUAAGGUUAUAACAUUUACAGAAAAGAGAAAUGCCAACGGGGGCGGUGUUGCGGUCUAUAUUCAGAACCACAUUCCUGUAAAGAGAGGAUCUCAUGUUAAAUACUGUUGAAGUAAUAUGGCUACAGGUUUAUCUGCCUCACCUAAAGCCCAUUCUGGUGGGAAGCUGCUAUAGACUACGAAGUGCUAACAGUCAGUAUCUGGAUAACAUGUGUGAAAUGCUUGAUAAUGUAUGUGAUAUCAACAGACAGGUAUAUUUUCAGGGCGAUUUACAAAUUGACUGGCUUUCGUCAGUCUGCCCGCUCAAGAGAAAGCUUCAAACUGUAACUAGUGCCUGCAACCUGGUUCAGGUUAUCAAUCAACCUACCAGGGUAGUUACAAACAGUACAGGAAUGAAAUCAUCAACAUGUAUUGAUCAUAUUUACAUUACAUUUUAGUCAUUUAGCAGACGCUCUUAACCAGAGCGACUUGCAGUUAGUGAGUGCAUACAUUAUUAUAAUUUUUUUCAUACUAGGUCUGCAGAACUACAACGACCGGCCCUGCCACUUAAUAAAACAAAUGCUGGCAAUACUGGUGUCAAACCAUGCAAGUCUCAGUAGCAUGAAAUAACAUCUACAGUUGAAGUCGGAAGUUUACAUAGACCUUAGCCAAAUACAUUUAAACUCAGUUUUUCCACAAUUCUUGAUAUUUAAUCCUAGUAAAAAUUCCCUGUCUUAGGUCAGUUAGGAUCACCACUUUAUUUUAAGAAUGUGAAAUGUCAGAAUAAUAGUAGAGAGAAUGAUUUAUUUAAGCUUUUAUUUAAUCCCUACCAUUGUGUCGCUGAGUUGUCAUAAUGCUUCAGCAAAUGUACAUUAUCCUAGGGGCAUUGGAAGACACAAUGUAAAUAACCUGAUUUAUGUCCCUCUUACUGCCCAGAAUGCCUCUGCUGAUCCUACAGCUAUUGUAUAAACUCCUGAGUGGCGCAGUGGUCUAAGGCACUGCAUCGCAGUGCUAACUGUGCCACUAGAGAUCCUGGUUCGAAUCCAGGCUCUGUCGCAGCCGGCCGCGACCGGGAGACUCAUGGGCGGCGCACAAUUGGCCCAGCGUCGUCCAGGGUAGGGGAGGGAAUGGCCGGCAGGGAUGUAGCUCAGUUGAUAGAGCAUGGCGUUUGCAACGCCAUGGUUGUGGGUUCAAUUCCCACGGGGGGCCAGUAUAAAAAAUAUGUAUUCACUAACUGUAAGUCGCUCUGGAUAAGAGCGUCUGCUAAAUGACAAAAAUGUAAAUGUAAUUGUAAAUGAUGUUGUGCAUUGUAUUUUUUGUAAUGUCAGUUGAGUUGAAUCAACAAAUCACAGCACAUAUUGAUGGGUACACUUCUUGCUUUUACUUCCUGCUUUUCUUCCUUCUUUGCAGCUAUGGGUACACUCGCAAUGGCCGCCAGUCCAGCCAUUAUGUCAUCAUUGACUUGAAUGGGGAUGCCCGUUCUAUUCAUUCUAUUUCUAUGUGUGCUGAUGCUGCUGCAGGGAGGGAGGGGUGUUGCCUUGGCAACUGAAGACUCAUUUGCUACAACACCUUGCUUGUUUCAGCAAGGAGCAACAAAGUUUCAUCACGUUGUUAAGAGUCCAUGUUACCGCAGAAUCGGACUCAACCGCAUGAAUGCCCGGCCGUCCCGUCUUCAGUCAGCUGUUUGUUCCACACACAACAAACAACAACUGUUAUGAUGGUUAUUUUAUUUUCAUGAUGGUCUUCAUCCAUAACCGUCGGUUACACAGUUAUACAGUUAUUGUGCCAGCCCUAUGUGUCAUGUCCAUGGCAUGAGUGCUAUGUACUGUGUGGUGAGAGAGACAGACAGACAGGUGGUGAGAGAGAGACAGACAGACAGACAGGUGGUGAGAGAGACAGACAGACAGACAGGUGGUGAGAGAGACAGACAGACAGACAGGUGGUGAGAGAGUCGGACAGACAGACAGGUGGUGAGAGAGUCGGACAGACAGACAGGUGGUGAGAGAGACUGACUGACAGACAGACAGGUGGUGAGAGAGACAGACAGACAGACAGACAGACAGACAGACAGACAGACAGACAGACAGACAGACAGACAGACAGACAGACAGACAGACAGACAGACAGACAGACAGACAGACAGACAGGUGGUGAGAUAGACAGACAGACAGACAGACAGACAGACAGACAGACAGACAGACAGACAGACAGACAGACAGGUAGUGAGAGAGACUGACAGACAGACAGACAGACAGACAGACAGACAGGUGGUGAGAGAGACUGACAGACAGACAGGUGGUGAGAGAGACAGACAGACAGACAUGUGGUGAGAGAGACAGACAGACAGGUGGUGAGAGAGACAGACAGACAGACAGACAGACAGACAGACAGACAGACAGACAGACAGACAGACAGACAGACAGACAGACAGACAGACAGACAGACAGACAGACAGGUAGUGAGAGAGACUGACAGACAGACAGACAGACAGGUGGUGAGAGAGACUGACAGACAGACAGGUGGUGAGAGAGACAGACAGACAGGUGGUGAGAGAGACUGACAGACAGACAGGUGGUGAGAGAGACAGACAGACAGACAGACAGACAGACAGACAGACAGACAGACAGACAGACAGACAGACAGGUGGUGAGAGAGACAGACAGGCAGGUGGUGAGAGAGACUAACAGACAGACAGGUGGUGAGAGAGCCUGACAGACAGACAUGUGGUGAGAGAGCGUGUGUGUAAGCGAAUGGUUUGUGUGUGUGUGUUUGAGCAAAUGCUGUGUGUGUGAAUGCCAGCGUGUGUGUGUGUGAACCCCAGUGUUUGCGCGACAGCCUGCUGCUGAGGCUGUCAGAAAAUAAGCAUGUUCCAGUAAUUAACCUUGACAGGAUCAAUGUGCCGCCAACAGCAGAAAUGUGCUAAUGACACAAUUAAUCCAUAAUUAAGGCAUGCUGUCUCACUGGAGAGACACAGUAACUGGAUCGACCCGUCUGGGCUGCCUAUCAAUGACAGUCUGUACUAUAGGAGAUGAGAGGGGACGUGUGUGUAUGUUGUUGUUAUUCUUUGUUUGAGACAUUAGUGCAUAAUGUCACAGUUAUACUCUAGUACCCAAGAUAUUAACAUGAUUAGUGACAGAAAACUCAGUGUUAUAGAACACAAAUCAUGUUAUACAAAUGCUUUUGGGGAUCCCAUUCCUUUAAGUGUGUAACAAUUUCUAACACGUCAUUGUAUAGAAGAAGAAUAUAUAGUUUCUUUAUAUAGUUUAAAUAGUUGCAGUUUUCAGUGUGUACAAUUGUAACGGUGUGUUAUGUUUUGUGCUUUGCAGACUCCUCCCAAAUCGCUAUGAUAGCUGAGAAGGCUGAGGUCACCCCUGCUCAAAGCACCGGCACCACGAUCCCUCUGCUGGUAGAGCUUGGUAUUGCAACGAUUUCACUUCAUAGAGUUGUGCUACAUCAAAACAGUGACAGGAGUUUUUUUAUUUUUUUAUUCAUGGUUAGGUCACAUGGUCAGUAAAAAACUUCUGGCCCUAAAGAAUUCAAGAUAGUCCAGUUAAAACCAUGUAGUUAUAGGUGGAUGGUGACAAUUUAUUAUAAUAAAGUACAUUAUUAUUCACAGACAUCCCUGUUUAACAAAAUACUUACCUCUAUACUGACUGUAUGUACCAGUGGAGGCUUCUCAGAGGAGGAAGGGGAGGACCAUCCUCAGUGAAUUUCAUACAAAUAAAAAUAGUGAAACAUUAAAAAAGUCAUUAUUUUUUAGAUAAAACUAUUCUAAAUAUAUUCAUAUCACCAAAUAAUUGAUUAUUACUCCUCUGGGUACAUUGACUUCAAUACAAAACCGUGGAGGCUCGUGGUUCUCACCCCCUUCUGUAGAAUUACACAGUAUUUAUGACGACUUCCGGAGAACAUCCUACAACCUAUCAGAGUUCUUGCAGCAUUGUGGUGUCUAAGCAAUUUAUGACUUUGCUAACGUUUGCAAAUGGUAUCUUAGAGGAUGUUGAUUCAGCUUAGGGAAGCAUCUGGAGAGCAGUUCUAUAGGGGCACCCUAAAACAGAGGAAGUCUGUUGUGUGGAGUCAUGGGAUUGGUCUGUAGGGGAAACCACCCAUAUCAUGUUAAAGAUUAUAAAUACUUGGUUGGGACAAAGGAGGACAGAACAACAUAUUAGAUCGGGUCCGUUGUUCUCCAGAUGCCUGCAGAUGUCUGUAAAUUUACGCUGAAAUCUUUUGAAAUAAUAAACCUUUAUAAUCAAAGUACAGUGUAAGCGGACUCCUUGUUCUCACAGCAUAAUUAGCAUCAUUAUUUAGUUACUACAGAAUGGCGACGAGGUAGUUGGGACGUGUUGCGUCUCUCCAGUGUUCCAUUCAUGAGCUACGAAGUGACUCCCGCUCAAGACGCCGGCUCAUAAGGUGAGAUUUCUCACAAUUUUGUGCGCUGGUCGGUUCGUUUGCUUAUGUGGGUGUGUGCGCUGGGGGGAUGUACCGUUUGAAAGACUUAUGUGUGCAUUUUGCUGUUAUUUGCUGUGGGAUAAGAGUCCGUUCAAAAUUUCUAAAUUUGUUUGCGUUGAAAGCAACGCAAACAGGGGGGAGUGUCUAUAACUAUUGAUAAAUACUGGACACAGGGAUAUUUUUGCUUGAGGAAAAUUGAAAAAGAAUAGAAUGAAGGAAUAAGGCCAAGGAAAAUGUAUACAAAUUAGGAUAUCGCGAAUCUAUGACAAGCCCUCCAACGAGGCGAUCACUAGGAUGGGCCGAAAAUCCUAAAAGCGCAUUAGGUUGGUUUUAGGUCAGUCCCGGGGACUGGAGUUUGUGGUAUAUACAUUCUAUUGCAAGUUACCGCUCAACUUAUAGUUGACGAAGUAUAUGUUUGAUGUAACCGCUCAUUGGAUAUCUGCGAACUCGAGGUAGCAGAAAUUUAGGAACAAUGGAACUCUGUGUAUGUGUGUGUGUGUGUGGGAGAGAGAAAAAUAAUAAAAUAAAGACGUCUCUGUUGUGUUUAAACUGUGUGUCGACUCAUGUUAGUAUAAGAUUUAUGUUAGAGAUAUAUACAUAUAUAUGUUUUGGUUGAGAACACGGGUUUUUGUUUUUAUAAGGAAAUAUGUAAGUUAAGGUUAAAAAUCUUAUGAGUCUCCGUUGGUGAGAACGUUAAUAAUUGUUAACUAUAUAUGAGCCCCCUGGAAGGACGUUAAGGUUAAAAAUCUUAUGACUCUCUAUAAAAAGAGAACGUUUACUAACUAUUAGAAUAUCAUGAGCCUACAGGGAGGAGUUUUUAAGAGUGUAUAGAGAUGUUUUGUAAUUGAUAAAAAAAUAACUAUAAAUCUGCAGAUUAGGAUAAGUGAAGUUAAGAAACUUCAAAGUAGGAUUUGUGUUCUAUGUUUUGUGUUGGUUUGUGAGCUCUGUUAAGUGUUACUGUUUGUCUGUUGGGGGAAAGAACGGAGGUAAAGUUGGUCUGUCUACUUUCUGUUGUUUAGCUGGGAGAGAGCUGCUUGGGAGCUCCUUUCACUCUGAAAUCGCACUGGUGAAUGAACUACGCAUGCGUGGGAUUUUAUGAGUUUAGAGUUACAUAGAGCAAAUAUGCCACUCCCCUGCCUGAACUGAGCUGCUGUGAGACGCAGACUCAGAGCAGACAGAGAAGAAGGGGGAGAUUUACACACUAAUAGAGUAGUCUGUUUGUUUAAUCGGCUGUUGUUUAACGAUGAAACUAUUUGAUUGAGACCUAUUGAAUUGAUAAACUAGAGAUAUGUUGACGGAUUAAAAAUAAAUAAAAUAAAAUGUUAUUGAGCUAUCUAUAAAUAUUCCUGAGUUAAAUUGUUUGCUUAUUUCUUAGCGCGAAUGUGAACAGAGGAAUAUUGCAAUAACCCAGUGAGUGCAUAAAAUACUAAAUUCUUGUCUGUUCUUUGUUCUUCUGUCAUAUGAGAGACGAUGAGGAGGAGACAGCGAGAGAGAGGAGGUGCUGACGAGUGCAUAACGCGACAGAGUGUGCUGCAACGGAUCAAGUCAAAUCAAGGCUAGUACUGUUCUAUUCACAAAACUUACCUUCCCAUAGAGGAUAUUUUGGGUGCCUAGCACAUUUCAUGUUGUGACAAUUUGGCAGGGACUUGGCAACAGACUGAUCAAUUGAUGUAAUUGCAUAUUUGAGUUUUUUGUGCAUGAGUUGGUUUGAUUAAAGUUGUGUUGAAAAUCGAGCACUGACAUUGUUCUGUAAAAUUAAGGUCAUUGGGUGCUUAUUAAUUAAGGUCAUUGGGUGCUGGAUUAUAGGUCUUUCUUUUUUGGAUUGCUCUGAAGUUGACUACUUUCCUUUACUUUUCCUGAUCGGAUGUGGUAAGAUUGCCACUAAUUAAUAAAUUGGUAAAAUAAAUAGAUUAAAAUAAAAAAUAAAAUAAAAAAACAUUGUACAUAUAUUGAUUAAUUAAUUGUUUAAUUAAAAAUAUAUAUAUACAGUGGGGAGAACAAGUAUUUGAUACACUGCCGAUUUUGCAGGCUUUCCUACUUACAAAGCAUGUAGAGGUCUGUAAUUUGUAUCAUAGGUACACUUCAACUGUGAGAGACGGAAUCUAAAACAAAAAUCCAGAAAAUCACAUUGUAUGAUUUUUAAGUAAUUAAUUUGCAUUUUAUUGCAUGACAUAAGUAUUUGAUACAUCAGAAAAGCAGAACUUAAUAUUUGGUACAGAAACCUUUGUUUGCAAUUACAGAGAUCAUACGUUUUCUGUAGGUCUUGACCAGGUUUGCACACACUGCAGCAGGGAUUUUGGCCCACUCCUCCAUACAGACCUUCUCCAGAUCCUUCAGGUUUCGGAGCUGUCGCUGGGCAAUACGGACUUUCAGCUCCCUCCAAAGAUUUUCUAUUGGGUUCAGGUCUGGAGACUGGCUAGGCCACUCCAGGACCUUGAGAUGCUUCUUACGGAGCCACUCCUUAGUUGCCCUGGCUGUGUGUUUCAGGUCGUUGUCAUGCUGGAAGACCCAGCCACGACCCAUCUUCAAUGCUCUUACUGAGGGAAGGAGGUUGUUGGCCAAGAUCUCGCGAUACAUGGCCCCAUCCAUCCUCCCCUCAAUACGGUGCAGUCGUCCUGUCCCCUUUGCAGAAAAGUAUCCCCAAAGAAUGAUGUUUCCACCUCCAUGCUUCACGGUUAGGAUGGUGUUCUUGGGGUUGUACUCAUCCUUCUUCCUCCAAACACGGCGAGUGGAGUUUAGACCAAAAAGCUCUAUUUUUGUCUCAUCAGACCACAUGACCUUCUCCCAUUCCUCCUCUGGAUCACCCAGAUGGUCAUUGGCAAACAUCAGACGGGCCUGGGCAUGCGCUGGCUUGAGCAGGGGGACCUUGCGUGCGCUGCAGGAUUUUAAUCCAUGAUGGCAUAGUGUGUUACUAAUGGUUUUCUUUGAGACUGUGGUCCCAGCUCUCUUCAGGUCAUUGACCAGGUCCUGCCAUGUAGUUCUGGGCUGAUCCCUCACCUUCCUCAUGAUCAUUGAUGCCCCACGAGGUGAGAUCUUGCAUGGAGCCCCAGACCGAGGGUGAUUGACCGUCAUCUUGAACUCCUUCCAUUUUCUAAUAAUUGCGCCAACAGUUGUUGCCUUCUCACCAAGCUGCUUGCCUAUUGUCCUGUAGCCCAUCCCAGCCUUGUGCAGGUCUACAAUUGUAUCCCUGAUGUCCUUACACAGCUCUCUGGUCUUGGCCAUUGUGGAGAGGUUGGAGUCUGUUUGAUUGAGUGUGUGGACAGGUGUCUUUUAUACAGGUAACGAGUUCAAACAGGUGCAGUUAAUACAGGUAAUUGGUGGAGAACAGGAGGGCUUCUUAAAGAAAAACUAACAGGUCUUUCGGGUUUGGUGGGAGAAAAUUUCAAAAAAAUCAGUUGUGGGGGUUUCUUUACUGUUGUUUCUACUUUUAUGAAAAAACAAAAAAAAAAAAAAGGGUUUUUUGGAUUUUAGUUUAAUUUUUUACUUAAUUCCCUAAAAAAUAAAAAAUGUUUUAAGUGGAAAAAACUAAAAAACCAUGAUAAAUAUUUUCCCCCCUGUUAAAAAAAAAAAAAAAAAAAAAAAAGGGGGGGAACCUAGUUCAUGUUAAAAAAUUUACAAAAAAAUUAAAAAAAUUGUUUACAAGGGGAAAAAGGCCAAAAAAUAAAAGGUUUUACCCUUUGAAGUAAAAAUUAACCUUUAAGAAGGGUUUUUGCAAUUUUUGGGAAAAAUGUUAAAGGGGAAAAAAAGGGAAAACCUUUUUAAAAAAAAAAAAAAGGCUUUUUGUCUUUAAGGGAAAAAGAAGGGAAAAAAAAAGGGAACAACUUUAAAGAAAAAAAAAAGGAUGGGGAAGGUUUUUUAAAAUGAAGGACAAAAACUGAUGAAAGAUACCAACGAUAAAAGAAACAAAGGUAUAGAGAAAAUGGUAAAAGAAGUGAAGGUGACAGAAAAACUAAUGACAGAAGUCAGUACACCUUUCUCACAUACGGAUUCAGCAAAAAGACCCCCACCUUAUGAGAAAGAAGUAGAGUUUAAGGACGUCUAUCCUCAGCUUCCAGUGAUCAUUCAGGAGGGUGAUUAUUGCAUCAGAGAUGAAGAUGAACGAAUAAUAGAGAGAGGACAAGCAGAAACGACCAUAAAGAUGAAUCCAAACUCCAAAAGUAAGAAGAAAACGAGAUGUCUGGAGUGAGGUUCAGGAAGAUGGAACUUGAAGAUGAUGAUGAUGAUGAUCAGAGUGAUUCAGAAGAGAUCAUGGGUGGAUAUGACCCUGUGAUCAGACGGAGGUUGGCCAGAGCAGAAAGAAGGGGUGAUGGAUGAUUGAAGAAGAAGAAUACAAGAGAUUCUAGUUCUGAUGAAAGCGAAGAUGAAGACAGCGAUAAAGAUUUGGAGAUUAAAGGUGCUUCAUAUUCAAGAGGAUUUUAUCCUACAAUGACUAGCACAGAAGAAAUAGAAAGAGAUAUAGACCGAUGCGUAUCAUGCCUGGAUAAAGCGAAUAAUUUAGAAGAAGUAAGAGAACUGGAAGAACAACUCAAGAAGCUGAAGAUACAGAAGAAAAAACUGCUGAGAAAAGGAUCCCAAGAAUUGGAGAAUAAGUAUACAUUGAGGCCAAGGAAAGAGGGCACCAGUAAGAAGAUGAUGCCAGUGAUAUUUCGCGGACAGAACCUAGAAUAUAAGCCUUUGCAAAAUACCGAUAUGUCAGAUAUACUUGAGAAGCUGCCUACUCUUCAAGAUGGAGCAUAUCCUUGGAUUUCAAAAUUGGAAGAAAUUACGGUGCGAACACAGUCUGCCAUAGGAGACAUUAAGAUACUUUUGGCUAAUCUCCUUGGGAUUCCAGAUUUGUAAGACAUUUUUCAGAGAGCUGGACUUAAUAGAUAUGUGGGGACUGCAGUGAAUGACCCUGAAUUGUUGGCUGCAAGUAGAAAUCGGCUGUGGAGAGCACUGAAAGAUACGUUUCCAACAAAUGUGCAUCCUGACAACAUUCUGAUUGACCCACUAGGACAACAAGAAAAUCCGAGAGCCUAUGUGUCAAGAGUUCAUCAAGUGUGGAGGAAUAUUACCGGAAAUGAUCCAGAUGUGAGUCAAAUUGAGCAGUCAAUUUUGAGAGCUAAACUGCAGAUGGGACUGCCCUCACCAGUAAGGAGCAAACUGGCAGCGGUGGUUGGACUUGGAAGCAUGACAAAAGGCGUCUAUACAGAUCAUAUAGCCCAUCAAGUGGAUCUGUACAGGAAAAAGGAACACAACCAGAAAGAACAGGACCAAGAAACUCUCAGAAAACUCAAUCAAAUACAACUGGUGGAGAAUAAGAAGGAGAAGAAACAAGCUUUGGUUAUGCAGAAUCAGUGUGCACCAAAUCAACAAUCCCUGCCACAGCUUCAACCGGACCAGUUCCAACCGCAAUUGUACCAGCCACCAAUAGCGGUACCAGUUGUUUCAUAUCCACAGCCAGUUUCUGGACAGACACAGAAUUGGAGAGGAAGAGGACGAGAAGGCUUAGAAAGAGGAAGAGGAGGAAGAUUUAAGCCAUACUUCCAGCAAUCUUCAGAAGUGUGUUAUGAUUGUGGACAGGUUGGUGAUUUUGCCUGUGAGUGUAAUGGGCCAGAAGGAAACACAAGAGGGAAUUUCAGAGGAAGAUACAGGGGUCAGUCAAGAUCAUCUGGAGCACCGGUGAACCCCUAUAGGGGCCCGGAGCAAGGAUUCUAGGGGUGCCCAGAAGAUCCGAAAGGGGGGUGUCAGCUGGUAGCAUCAGGACCGGAAAAAGAUCAAACAAUUGAGGUGAAAAUAAACAACCGACCAUUGGAAGUGAUGGCGGAUAGCGGAGCUGCUUUUACCUGCGUUCGGCCUGAAGAUGCUACACAUCUCCCUAUGUCCAAUCAACUAAUUAGGACAAUCGGAUUUGAGGGAGUAAAACAGCUGAUUCCUCUUACGGAACCAAUUGAGCUCUGCUAUAAAAAUCAGAAAAUUACAAUACCCAUACUGGUAUCAGAACAUACACCUAUUGCAUUGUUGGGAAGAGAUGCAUUGUGUAAGUUGAACUGUACAAUAAGAUGUACAACAGACGGCUGUCUGGUAGAAGUGCCAAAGGAAAAGGUUUACCAAUUGUUGAUGAUGACAGAGAUGGAUUCGUCUUCAGUAUUCUGGAUUGGAAAUCUCAGUGAAGAUUUUUUGAAGCAGGCUAAGAUAUGGGAGAAAUUUAUUGUGACAAAUAUGCCAGAUGCGAGGCUUCCGGAAAUAUUCAUUUCAUUGUACGCUCAAGUAUUUCAAGAAUGCUGCCCAAUCGAACUCAGGGGAAUGGUUGAGUCAUCAACCAAAGAAAGUUCAACUUAGCUCAUGUUGCAUUAUUUUAGGACCACAAGGAGCAGCUAUGAAGAUAAACACAGACGAUUAUCUGGAUAAAGAAUUUGAGAUUUAGAAGAGUGUGCCACAUGUGACCUUGUUGGUUUCUGAAGGCUAUGAGCAGAAGCAAAUAGGAGAAAUGAUGACAGAAGCAGAGAAAUCUGUUUUUGAACUGAUGAAAGAAUUGGGGGAUUUGGAGGAGUGAAGAUCAGCGAUUUCUCAAAAUAAUGAUUUUGGCUCAAGGACAAGGAGAGUCAUAAACUGUAAGGAUGACACAUGAAUCUAUUUGCAGUGUGAAGAUGGAUUAAAAAUCUAUGAAAAAGGAGAUGUUGAAAAAAGUUCAAGAAUGUUUGUGGUCUCAACACAGUACCGAUAUUGGACUUGUGAAAUCAGCCCAACCUGUGAAAGUUGAACUUCGACCAGGAGCCAGACCUCCUUGGAAGAAUCAGUAUCCAUUGAAAGAUGAAGCAAUCCAAGGGAUUGAACCACAAAUUGAAGGACUUUCAAAAGCAGGUGUUUUGAAGACAAUAGAAAAAUCCUUAGAGUAGCAAUCCAUUGUUGUCUUUGGAGAAACCAUGAGAGGUUGAUAGUAGCGACUCUAGACCUAUUAGGUCUGAUGAUUUAGGAAGCUAUGGGUUAGCUAAUGUUGCAAGGGGGAGGUUAAGAGAAAGAUCACAAAGGAGUAUGGUUUUUGGGCACCAUAUUUGCUUGAACAGGUUGACUAUGUCAUAGGCAGGUGGACAAUCUGUCUGAAAAAUAAUGUUCGCAGGGGUGUGACUGUUAUUCUUGGUUACAUUCCUACACCAAGAGGUGCAUAAGAUGUCAAACUAAGCGAAAAUAUGCUCAGUCGUUUGCCAAGUUCUUGUGUAAAGAAGUCAUAAGUAGGUGGGGACUUCCCGAUCAAAUAUCCUGAAAUUAGUGGGAAGGGAAUUUGUGGAUAAAUCAGUGAAAUGGUUUUUGAAAAAUUAGUGGGAAAGGAAUUUGUGGAUAAAUCAGUGAAAUGGUUUUGGGAAAAAGUUAGGAGAAAAGUCAGACUAAAAAGUUAUGAAAACUAGGGUUGAAGGAACUCUAGGACAGUCAGCUCAGCUUCAAUGUUAGUACGAGAGAGAGAACAGUGGUGAAGGGAAAUUUAGAGUUAAGUGGAGAGAUAAUUAUGGAGAAGAAGUGUUGUUAUGAGGACAAGAAGUAGAAGCUGUUGCACCUAGUGAAAGGAAGUAUAUUUUGUACAACGAUAUGAAGUGGAAGAGGGUUAUGAGUGAUUGCUAACUUAUUUUGAGUAAUGUUAGAGGGGAAGAUCAGGGAGAAUACUAUCAUGGAGGUACAGGAUGAGUUCUUUGAUUUUAAUGGAAGACAAGAAGAUAUAUCUGAUCAAUACCGCUCGUUAGGGAAGAGAGAAACUAAAUGGAAGGCAUAAUCUUUGGUUCCAGCAGUUAACUCAUUCUGUAAGAUCAGUGAGGAAUGUUGAGGGUCCAUGUCUGUUGAGAAUUCCAGCACCAGGCACAUGGGGUUCAAUCUUAGAGAUGGUGGCUCAACCUCUAUCAAGUAUGUGUCAAUCUUAUGCUUUAUCAUGGUUGUUGUAUCCGCAACAAUCAUUAACAGAUACAAUAAUGUCGUUGUCGAAGCAUUUGUUUAGGCCUAGGUUUAAAUGUUCUUGGUUAAAUGAAUUAUCCUAUGUGAAUUUGUUAGAUGGGAAGGAAAAUUAGUUAACAGCGAUUCCUGAAGCAUUGGAGGUGAAACCUGUGAGGGCUAAAAGCUGUUUUUGUUAAAAUAAAACAUAUGUUGGAAAGGGUAUGUUUAUGGGAAUAUCAGAUUGUGAUGAUUAUAUGAUGACUUUGGGUAAGCAUGAACAUAAGGUUAGUAAUGAGAAAUAUAAUGUAACUUUUUAUGUUCCAGUUAGUAAGAAGAGCAGGACUUUGAUGGUGAAAGAUCAGCUUUUGCCUGGUAAUGUGACUAUUUGGGAAUUUUAGAGAUAUUUGGUGGGUUUGUGGUGAUAAAGCAUAUAUAUAAUAUUACCUAUACUUUGCAGGGUUUUGCAAAUGAAACGAUAAGAGGGUUUAACCUUCUGUCGAAUACUCAAAGAAGUCACAGACUGACGCUGUUGAAACACGACAUGGCUCUUGACUAUAUUUUAGCAAAACAAGGUGGCUUAUGUUUGGCUAUGAAUUUGACGGGGGAUGAUUGUUAUACUUUGAUCGCAGAUAGUUCCGAUAAUAUCACUAGUGUUAUAGAUGCAUUGAAGAAUAUAAGGGAUGCGUUUGGUAGAUCUGAAGGAGCUGGAUGGUCAGCGAAGGCUUGGUUGCAAGAUCAGUUAGGCCCAGUGGGAGCAGUGAUAGUUCAGAUUUUAGUAGCAGCUCUGAUAGCGCUGUGUGUGAUGUUUUGCUUUUGUACUUUGUUAUUGACUUUUGCGAAGAAUAUGAUAUUGAGAUGGGUUGGAGUUGUGAUGCCUGGAGAAAACACUCAGAUGCCGUUGUUAACUGUUACUGAUCUGGAUGAAGAUGAACAAGUGGGACUGGAUGGAGUAUUGAUGGAUAGAUAUCCAGUUUGAAUAUCUGAUCAAUUUUCACAUGUUUUUAAUAUUAGCGUGAUUUUAGUAUUUUGUGAUGAAUCAAAGGUGGGAAAUGGAAUGUGAUUCAUUUUAUAUAUCAUUUUAUAUAUCAUUUUUAGUUGAUAUUGAUGUUUUAAUUUGAAUGUGUUGUUUUGCAAAAGAUACUGUUUGGUCUUUUCUUUUCUUCCAGAAGCAUAUGGGGGAAUGUGUAGAGGGGAUUCAAAUACUCAAACAUGGACAAUAUGAAUGGACAAUAUGAAUGGACUGGAGGAAGUGGAACAAGGAAGGUGUGGAAAUGUUCAGAUUCCAUCAUCGACGUUGCAUUGGAAGUCAACACUGCUGAGGAGAUGAAGUGUAGUGGACUACAUUCCAGUGUCUGCAAUGAUAUAUAGACAUAUUUGCAUGUGUAAUACAUAAUUUGUGUCAUAUUCUUUCUGUAUUAAUUUUUGUGGAAUGAUAUUUGCUGUUAUUGGGUACAUGUGGGGAUCUCAGAUGUUUUUGUUUAUUUCGUGGAUGCUUAGGGAUAUUGGGUCUAGGCAGGGACAGAGAGAAUCUACAGGAGGGUCCGAUGGGUCGACCAGCCUGAAUGUGGACAUUUUUGAUUGUAUUUUGUUUGCUGAGGCUUUCAUGUGUAUUCAAAUUGCAUCAUAGUUUAAAAUGCAUUGAUAAAGAUUUAUGAAUUGAUCUGGAGUACGUAGGUGGUUGCCUGGGGCAGAGGGGCCGUGAGAGAAUUUUACUGUCUUGAUUGAUUGAUGGAUAUUUGGAAAGAAAGCUGCCAGACAGGUUUUUCGCUCUCACACUCCAUAAAGAUUUGUUCAUAUUUCAUAGAAAUGUAUUUACACUCCAUAGAAAAAUUUGUUUUUGGUUUAUUGUUAAAGAUACUCAAUAAGAGAAAUUGUUAUUUGUCAUAAUCCUAUUAUUUUUGUUUUCGAGACUUAAUUAGUCUCGAAGGGGGGAAAUAUGUGGUGUGUAAGCAAUUUAUGACUUUGCUAACGUUUGCAAAUGGUAUCUUAGAGGAUGUUGAUUCAGCUUAGGGAAGCAUCUGGAGAGCAGUUCUAUAGGGGCACCCUAAAACAGAGGAAGUCUGUUGUGUGGAGUCAUGGGAUUGGUCUGUAGGGGAAACCACCCAUAUCAUGUUAAAGAUUAUAAAUACUUGGUUGGGACAAAGGAGGACAGAACAACAUAUUAGAUCGGGUCCGUUGUUCUCCAGAUGCCUGCAGAUGUCUGUAAAUUUACGCUGAAAUCUUUUGAAAUAAUAAACCUUUAUAAUCAAAGUACAGUGUAAGCGGACUCCUUGUUCUCACAGCAUAAUUAGCAUCAUUAUUUAGUUACUACAGCAUGAACUGACAUGUUGUCUAUCCAAUCAAAGGAUCAGAGAAUGAAUUUAGUACUGAAAGCAUAAGCUGCAGCUAGCUAGCACUGAAGUCCACAAGCGAAGGGAAAAGGUGAGAGGAGGAGAGCAUGUAAAUGCGAGAAGGAAUUAUACAUUGAUCAAAGAGGUCAUGCUGUUUGUAUGUGGCUGCUAUGAAAGUGAACUGUGUGUAUUGAUCAGGGGUGUAUUGAUUCCGCCAAUUCUGUUGGAAAAAUGUUUAUUAAACGGAAGCAAAAGAAACUGGGAUAAACAUACCUGAAUUUGUCCAAUAGAAACUCUUGUUUGCAACUGUUGGACUAAAGAUUACACCCUAGAUCAGCUAGAUGCAGGAAAGAGUGUGCAAGGCCGUAUUGAAUGUGUCAAUCAAUCAAUCAAUCAAUCAAUUUUAUUUUAUAUAGCCCUUCUUACAUCAGCUAAUAUCUCGAAGUGCUGUACAGAAACCCAGCCUAAAACCCCAAACAGCUAGUAAUGCAGGUGUAGAAGCACGGUGGCUAGGAAAAACUCCCUAGAAAGGCGAAAACCUAGGAAGAAACCUAGAGAGGAACCAGGCUAUGAGGGGUGGCCAGUCCUCUUCUGGCUGUGCCGGGUGAAGAUUAUAACAGAACCAUGCCAAGAUGUUCAAAAAUGUUCAUAAGUGACAAGCAUGGUCAAAUAAUAAUCAGGAAUAAAUCUCAGUUGGCUUUUCAUAGCCGAUCAUUAAGAGUUGAAAACAGCAGGUCUGGGACAGGUAGGGGUUCCAUAACCGCAGGCAGAACAGUUGAAACUGGAAUAGCAGCAAGGCCAGGCGGACUGGGGACAGCAAGGAGUCACCACGGCCGGUAGUCCCGACGUAUGGUCCUAGGGCUCAGGUCUCUCAGUUGGCUUUUCAUAGCCGAUCAUUAAGAGUUGAAAACAGCAGGUCUGGGACAGGUAGGGGUUUCGUAACCGCAGGCAGAACAGUUGAAACUGGAAUAGCAGCAAGGCCAGGCGGACUGGGGACAGCAAGGUGUCAUCAUGCCCGGUAGUCCUGACGUAUGGUCCUAGGGCUCAGGUUCUCAGAGAGAAAGAGAGAACGAGAGAAUUAGAGAGAGCAUACUUAAAUUCACACAGGACACUGGAUAAGACAGGAGAAGUACUCCAGGUAUAACCAACUAACCCCAGCCCCCCGACACAUAAACUACUGCAGCAUAAAUACUGGAGGCUGAGACAGGAGCUGUCCGGAGACACUGUGGCCCCAUCCGAAGAAACCCCCGGACAGGGCCAAACAGGAAGGAUAUAACCCCACCCACUCUGCCAAAGCACAGCCCCCGCACCACUAGAGGGAUAUCCUCAACCACCAACUUACAAUCCUGAGACAAGGCCGAGUAUAGCCCACAGAGGUCUCCACCACAGCACAAACCAAGGGGGGGCGCCAACCCAGACAUGAAGAUCACGUCAGUAACUCAACCCACUCAAGUGACGCACCCCUCCCAGGGACGGCAUGAAAGAGCACCAGCAAGCCAGUGACUCAGCCCCUGCAACAGGGUUAGAGGCAGAGAACCCCAGUGGAGAGGGGAACCGGCCUGGCAGAGACAGCAAGGGCUGUUCGUUGCUCCAGAGCCUUUCCGUUCACCUUCACACUCCUGGGCCAGACUACACUCAAUCAUAUGACCUACUGAAGAGAUAAGUCUUCAGUAAAGACUUAAAGGUUGAGACAGAGUCUGCGUCUCUCACAUGGGUAGGCAGACUGUUCCAUAAAAAUGGAGAUCUUGAUGACAAAAAUGUCUCUUGACCUGUGCACCUACAUUGUAAACUUUCAUUCAUAGGCUAGGUUGUAGCAACCUCAUGAUGGGUAUACAUAAAAUGUGAGUAUCAUUUAGUAGCCUAAACCUAUCGAUUUUACAUUGAGCUGGGUAAAUGGAAUAUGAAUGACAGUCAUCCAAUAUGCUGUAAUAGAAAUAAGGCCAUGGUCAUCAAAAUAAUAAUCGUCCUCCCUCAUCUUAAACGACACCAACUGCCACUGGUAUGUACUGUAUAUAUACUACUAACUAGUCCCUCUCUCCCCCAUGCAUGGAACAGCUCUAACGUGUGCUUUGUGAACGUGGCGGACAGCCAUGAGGACUUCUCCAGCCUGACCCUGACCCAGGCCUUCUCUGUAGGCUCUGUCUUCUCGGUCGACCUGCUCGACUCUUUCAUGGCAGCUGUGAGUACACAGGACAUCACAAGACUGGAUCUAACAUAAUGUUAAUAAACUGUUUGGCCAUCACACAAUGUUUACAAUGACUUUACCCGGUUUUCCUUAAAUAGUAAAUCAGUACUGCUUUGUUGCUUAUAGUUAUGCUAUAGUUCAUGGCUUGAAAGUAUUAUUUGAUGCUUGGGAAGCAUGAUAACACCACUGUUGUACUUCUUCUCUACUCAAUGCUAUAAGCUCAUGUAUCUGGAGCACCAAAGAUGGUGGACAAUUGAUAGCCUCCCCAAGAUAACUAGCUAACCAGUGAACUAACUUUUUACUAGUUAUUGGCCUCUGGUAGAACACACAGUGUCACUGUGAACUGAGUGUUCGCUAACCUAACCAAUGCCUAACCUAAUAAAUUAACCUUACCUCUGGGUGGUUGUCUGUCUGUUGUCUCUGUUGUGGUGUAUAGACGUACUUCAAUGCCCAUGUGUCUGGUUUUAUUUGUACGCUGGUGACGGGUGGCGACACCCCCUUAAUGGAGGCCCAGCUGGCAGAGGACAACCAG
This is a messenger RNA of Coregonus sp. 'balchen', 21072 nucleotides long. Lineage: Eukaryota; Metazoa; Chordata; Actinopteri; Salmoniformes; Salmonidae. The record is from the annotation of a GenBank genome assembly.